UCAGACGGCUCCGGACCCGACCUCGAGCCCAGGCCGCUCUGCGGGCGCCUCGGACCCCCGCGGGACCCCCGCCCAGCCCGCCGCCAGCGCGCCCCGUCGGCAGCUCUCCACCUGUGCCUCUCUCUCGGUUAGCCCAGUGGGCAACGCGCAGCCACCAUGUUCAGCUGGCUGAAGCGGGGUGGGGCCCGGGGCCAACAGCCUGAGGCCAUCCGCACGGUGACUUCGGCCCUCAAGGAGCUGUACCGCACGAAGCUGCUGCCCCUUGAGGAGCACUACCGCUUUGGGGCCUUCCACUCGCCAGCCCUGGAGGAUGCUGACUUUGAUGGCAAGCCAAUGGUGCUGGUGGCCGGCCAGUACAGCACAGGCAAGACCAGCUUCAUCCAGUACCUGCUGGAGCAGGAGGUGCCUGGCUCCCGUGUGGGGCCUGAGCCCACCACCGACUGCUUCGUGGCCGUCAUGCAUGGUGAUACUGAGGGCACUGUGCCUGGCAAUGCCCUCGUCGUCGACCCAGACAAGCCUUUCCGCAAACUCAACCCCUUCGGGAACACCUUCCUCAACAGGUUCAUGUGUGCCCAGCUCCCCAAUCAGGUCCUGGAGAGCAUUAGUAUCAUUGACACCCCAGGUAUCCUGUCGGGGGCCAAACAGAGAGUGAGCCGUGGCUACGACUUCCCGGCCGUGCUGCGCUGGUUCGCCGAGCGCGUGGAUCUCAUCAUCCUGCUGUUCGACGCGCACAAGCUGGAGAUCUCUGAUGAGUUCUCGGAGGCCAUCGGCGCCCUGCGGGGCCACGAGGACAAGAUCCGCGUGGUGCUCAACAAGGCCGACAUGGUGGAGACGCAGCAGCUGAUGCGAGUCUACGGCGCGCUGAUGUGGGCGCUGGGCAAGGUGGUGGGCACGCCCGAGGUCCUGCGCGUCUACAUCGGCUCCUUCUGGUCCCAGCCCCUCCUCGUGCCCGACAACCGCCGCCUCUUCGAGCUGGAGGAGCAGGACCUCUUCCGCGACAUCCAGGGCCUGCCUCGCCAUGCUGCCCUGCGCAAGCUCAAUGACCUGGUGAAGCGGGCCCGGCUGGUGAGGGUUCAUGCAUACAUCAUCAGCUACCUGAAGAAGGAGAUGCCCUCUGUGUUUGGGAAGGAGAACAAGAAGAAGCAACUGAUCCUCAAGCUGCCCGUCAUCUUUGCUAAGAUUCAGCUGGAGCAUCACAUAUCUCCAGGGGACUUUCCUGAUUGCCAGAAGAUGCAGGAGCUACUGAUGGCACACGACUUCACCAAGUUCCAUUCAUUGAAACCAAAGCUGCUGGAAGCCCUGGAUGAGAUGCUGACACAUGACAUUGCCAAGCUCAUGCCUCUGCUGCGGCAGGAGGAACUGGAGAGUACCGAGGUGGGCGUCCAGGGUGGUGCUUUUGAGGGCACCCAUAUGGGCCCAUUUGUGGAGCGGGGGCCCGAUGAGGCCCUGGAAGAUGGCGAGGAGGGCUCAGAUGAUGAGGCUGAAUGGGUGGUAACCAAGGACAAGUCCAAAUACGACGAGAUCUUCUACAACCUGGCACCUGCCGAUGGCAAGCUGAGUGGCUCCAAGGCCAAGACCUGGAUGGUAGGUACCAAGCUCCCCAACUCAGUGCUGGGGCGCAUCUGGAAGCUGAGCGAUGUGGACCGCGAUGGCAUGCUUGAUGAUGAGGAGUUCGCCCUGGCCAGCCACCUCAUUGAGGCCAAGCUCGAGGGCCAUGGGCUGCCAGCCAACUUGCCCCGUCGCCUUGUGCCACCCUCCAAGCGGCGCCACAAGGGCUCUGCCGAGUAAGCCAGCCACUGUGCACUGGCCCUCCCUCCCACUUGUCCUGCUGUGGCUCCCCAGCUCCAGUCAGCUGCACGCAUACCCCUGCCCCAGCCCACAUGUGCCCUGCCUGCCCGCCCUGCCCAGUUGUAGAGACUGGGGGUGUCCUUCUCCCCCAACCAUCAGAAACCCCAGUUAGAGCAUUUAGUGGGGACCAUGGGAGGGUCAAGGCUUCUCUGUCCUCCUUUCACACCUGUACGUUCACAAACAUUUAGGCACAUCACACCGGCAUUAACACACACACUGGCAUCCAUCCAUUCAUCAUUCAUUUGGAUAUUUAUUGAGCACCUACUGUGUGUCUGGCCCUGUUCUAGGUGCUGGGGAUUACAGCAGACUACAAAUAUGUCUGUCCUCACAGAGUUGACAGUCUCAGGAGCUGGCACCCACACAGUCAAAUGCAUACUGAUUCUAGGCAGGACCCUUGCCCCUCCCCAUAAGUCACUGGACACUUGCUUGAAAUGACUAAUAGACAAACCCCUUUUUCUUUUUUUUUUGGGGGGGGGUGUGCUGGCCAAUAUGGGAAUCUGAACCCUUGACCAUGGUGUUAUCAGCACCACGCUCUAACCAAGUGAGCCAACCGGCCAGCCUUAGACAAACCCCCUUUUGCCCCACUUCUUUCUGCACAUCCAGGCAAGGACCCCCCACCCCAUCAUUUCCUCAGGUUUCAGGACCACUGGGGGCUCAGAGGGGAGACACAACCUCCUAUUUCCUCAGAUGGACCACUCUUCGGGCCUUUCCUCUCCUCUGGGAAAACCCCCUAAUUCUGGUCACACCCAUUUCUUUAAUAAGGAUCCUGUAGCAGGCAGAAAAGCCCCUUCUUCCAUUCUUUUUUUUUUGGGUGGUUGGUGGGUAAGGGGAUCUGAACCCUUGACUUCGUGUUAUCAACACCAUUCUAACCAAGUGAGCUAACCCACCAGCCCUCCCUUAUUCCGUUCUUGCGCCUCCUAGACUGUACCCAGUUGGAAGUAUUUCCGUCCUCUUCCCACCUGCCCUGGACUGAAAUGCCCAGCUUGCCCCUGGCACACGCCCCCUUCCCACAGCCUCCCCACAGCUGGUGGUCCAAAUUUUAGGACUGCUAGGGCACAGCCUCUCAUCAAUCCAUAUAUAAGUGGAGCCUUUCCCAGAUAUAAAGGCCCCAGAGCUUAAUUUUAGUCCCCUUUUCAGGGAAGUCGGGGGGGGGAGGGGGU
Galeopterus variegatus (Sunda flying lemur) is the source of this 3008-nucleotide messenger RNA. RefSeq names its product EH-domain containing 2 (gene EHD2). Gene Ontology annotation, cellular component: cytoplasm; plasma membrane. The record is from RefSeq and is a predicted model, not a curated record. The transcript is spliced from 6 exons. Lineage: Eukaryota; Metazoa; Chordata; Mammalia; Dermoptera; Cynocephalidae. Gene Ontology annotation, biological process: endocytosis; endosomal transport. Gene Ontology annotation, molecular function: calcium ion binding; protein binding; GTP binding. The coding region runs from base 157 to 1788 and encodes 543 amino acids.